UGCGAUGCCGAGGGAGCUCCCUGAUUUGAAAAUGCUGGCACUCUCCGGAUGUGGAGCUGUCCUCCUCAGGGGGGCUGGUUGCACAGUGAACGAUAUUCUCGAUCGCGGCAUUGAUAACAAGGUUGAGCGCACCAAAAGCAGGCAGUUUGCAUCAGGUGCUCUAACCCCUUCUCAAGGAGUGUGUUCCUUGGAUCUCAGCUACUGCUGGGAUUGGGCAUUCUUCUCCAGCUCAACGACUUUAGGUCGGAAGCAGAGCUCAAACAUGCGUAUGGUUGUAAAAGUGCUGUAUUAUGAAGUAUUUGCUCUAUGAAAAGGCAGAGUUCAGAAUCCACAGUUCUAUCUUGGUCAAAUUAAUAGCCAGAUAAACAUAGCCGCAUCUGCGCCAAAGAUUGCAACAGUGCGCAAGCGGAAUCAGCUGUAACAGGUCGGAAGCAGAGCUCAAGCAGGCGCAUGGUUGUAAAAGGGAUGUACCACGAAGUGCUCUAUCAAAAGGC
Lolium rigidum is the source of this 494-nucleotide messenger RNA. RefSeq names its product 4-hydroxybenzoate polyprenyltransferase, mitochondrial-like. Gene Ontology annotation, biological process: ubiquinone biosynthetic process. Gene Ontology annotation, cellular component: mitochondrial inner membrane. The record is from RefSeq and is a predicted model, not a curated record. NCBI's taxonomy places the organism in Eukaryota, Viridiplantae, Streptophyta, Magnoliopsida, Poales, Poaceae. The transcript has 4 exons. Gene Ontology annotation, molecular function: transferase activity, transferring alkyl or aryl (other than methyl) groups. Bases 5 to 310 code for a protein of 101 amino acids.